Durusdinium trenchii is the source of this 2928-nucleotide messenger RNA. The record is from the annotation of a GenBank genome assembly. NCBI's taxonomy places the organism in Eukaryota, Dinophyceae, Suessiales, Symbiodiniaceae.
GGACCCACAAUAUAGCCUACAGUUGGCCUGUGGGCAGGCUGUCCCUGAACAUGGACGACAUAGAUCGAUUGGCAGAAACCAGCACCAGUUCCACAUGUUCCACCAGCACCUCACGCGGCUGCUGGAGCGUCGCCCACAAAGAAGGUGAAGGUCUCCAGCGUGACAGACCAAAUGGACGACUCUGUCAGGGCAAAACCUGGACCAAGCUCAAAGCCAACAUCAGAACAGGUGGCAGCCCUAAGGGACAGGAUCGUCCGUCGGUGAGCAAGUCCCUCGGACUUCUCAAUGCUGACCAUGAAAAAGCAGGUGAAGACAAGGUCAUGGUUGUUGCAGCAGGACGGCGCGUUUAAAGCUUGGGGCAUACCAGGAAAGCGUGCUGGAAGGUGUUUCGUUCGAUCUUGUUCACGCUUCCUUACCCUGGUGCGACUCCAACAGACGAUCCGUUGAAAGCUGUCGCAGCUGCAUGUUUGGAGGAGCACUACGAGAGGGUGGCCAAGCUCAACCAGGAAUUUCUGGAGACCUGGCAUUUGAUCAUGAAGGCGGAGGACAAUCGUCGGUCGGAAUGUUCAGUUGCCCAUGAACUGGACUUGUUGCCUCAACGGCCAUGAGUUGGAGUGUUCACCCAUGCGGCUUUUGGUAUGGUCCACACUGGAGUCCACACACCAGGACGAGGCCGAGCGAGUGAACGUCCCACCUCCAGCCAAAGAAUCACUUGGGUUGGAGGAAGACGGGCCGACUCGCAAAAAGGAAUUCAAACAAGUUGAGGAAGAGAACCACAAAGCUCUUGAGGUCAGCGGCAUUGGGGGAAACAGUAUGCCACCAGAGCGGCGGGCCACGAGCUUUGCUUGAGAUUUGCAAAGGGAAGCCUGGAGAUUGUGCAAAGGCGUGCAAAGGUGGACAUCCCAAUUCCCAAUGCCCAGAGAAAACCAAGUCCAAGGGCAAAGGGAAGAGCAAGUCCAAGAACAAGAGCUGACAGGAAGAGACGCUGAAGCUGAAAGGCAUGGAGGUGCACCGUGUGAUCCAAGAUCACGGGGUGUGCAUAGCCAUGCCAAGUGCAGAGGAGAUGAGAGUCGACAAGGAGAAGGAUCCGUCGGAAACGCUUGUGACCCCAAAGCCUGCCAAAAUUGCGAAGAUGUAGCCAGCGCAAGGAAUUCAAUUUCUUAGAGCUCUUUGCGGGAAAAGCCAGGUUUUCGAGAGAAGUGAAGAGAAUGAGCAGCCAUGUCGCGAAAGUCAUGGAGCCACUGGAUGUGCUUGGAAACUGGAGCAUUUUGUCAGCGGGCUUCAAGGAGGCGAAGAAGGCAAAGAAGGCAGCAGCAGAAGCAGACCACGCCCAUAUAGUUUUCCCGUGUCGAAGCCUCACUCGCGCGAGGUGGUCCGAUGCGCGUGGCAAUGUGCAAGUUGUUGGUGCCGACGCCUGGCCCGAAGGCUGGGUGGGAGGAGGUCAACAAGAUACUCGAGAAGUUUGGGGCGCUCAUCGGGAAGACUUGGUCACUGGAGAAUCCGGAAGACUCCUGUGCAUGGGAGCACUCAAAGAUGGCCAAGAUCUUGAAAGGAGAGUGUGUUUGCGUGUCUGAAGCUUUUUGUGGGCUUUGCGGAACUCGACCUCGUGACAAAACCAAGUCAUCGCGUCUCAGGCGCCUAUGUUGCCGGUCCUUCAGUCGCCCCACAACACCUCUUUCUACACCAAGUCCACCCAACCUGGCGACUCGUUGCGCGAGAGCUCUUAUAGUAGCAAGAUCUGGUUCCCGCUGGGUGGUGCAUGGAGGGAGCAAGAGAGGGGCUUAGACGGGGAGGUGCUCCGGACCAACAUUGAUGAUGGCCGAGAAUUUGUGAACGGCUGCAUCCCUAACUGGAGCUCUGAUUGCGCGAUCCGUUCGCCAGCGGCAGUGGAACACAAACUCUCCUGGGCCUACUACCGUAUGCGUGGCAUGCGGGCAGCGCUGGGUCACACGGAUCAAGUGCCAAGCAGUAAGCAGAGUAGGCAGCAGUUCAAUUUCUGGACGGAUUUGCGGCCACCCUUCCGUAUCAAAGGGAUGAAGCGAGAUGCUGACGACGGACAUCCGGAUGGACCCUUGUUUCGGAUUAGCUAUUGCUGCCCUUUGGACUAUGUCACCGAAAGAAAGUGGGGCCGACGCACAGCUGAAGGGACCUUUGAGAACCUGGUGCAUGGCGUAGCUGAAGUUCGUAUCCCCAAGGACUUCCCGCAGGUUUCAACUCGCAUCAUUGUACUGAGCUGGGGGCGCGUGGAGAUCAAGUUCGGCACAAAGCCGAAAGUGGACAAAAAAGCAGGGGCCGUGGACCCCAAGAAGUGGAGCCCCAUCGCUGCCGAGUUCCACCUCAGGUCCAAUUGUAGCCGUUUGGCCAGCCUGCGCGAGUCCCUGCACGAGGCGAACCUCAAAAUGGCUGGGCAGUCGAAUCAGCAGGCGGUGAGGCCAUGGCAAAAGGCAUUGAUGAAGCCUUCUGCCACGUUGGCGGACUUCAUGAAGGCUGAGCAGCUGGAGCAGAAGGAGGUGGAGUCUGUCAAAAGAGAUCUCAGGCUACGCACUGCUUGUGCGGGCUUCAUUGAGAAUGCGGGAUGAUCACUGGCAGAAUGUCGAAUUCCUGAACCCGGUGAGUGGCGUUUGCUUGUUUUUUCCUCCAAAGCUCCACAUUCUGACCUUGAGCAAUCGUCGUUCUCUUAGAUUUUACUCACCUUCCGGACCGGGUUCGUGCAACGGCUCCGGCGCUGCCCUGGCCACCGCGAAGGCGGGCCUCCCACCAAAAUGGUUGGGCGAACAUUUGCUGCGCGGCGGGCUUGGGGCCUUGCAGCGUCCGUGAUGGACGCUCCGUUUCACGGCAUAUAGGGCCAAGCGCAGAUGCAGAAAAGAAGGAGUGUCAUAGAUGGGAGCGUAAUGGAGCGUAUGCAUGCAGCUAAGCAUUUUCAGGAGA